Podospora bellae-mahoneyi is the source of this 594-nucleotide messenger RNA. RefSeq lists its product as uncharacterized. The coding region runs from base 1 to 471 and encodes 156 amino acids. The record is from RefSeq and is a predicted model, not a curated record. The transcript has 3 exons. NCBI's taxonomy places the organism in Eukaryota, Fungi, Ascomycota, Sordariomycetes, Sordariales, Podosporaceae.
AUGGUCGCUCAAGUCAAAGUAGCCAGCAUAGCCUUCAUCAACUUCGGAGGAGGACCUGUAUCACAUCAACCAACGAUUGAAGGAAAACGCACCGAAUCCGGCAAACCGAGCACCGAUUACCGGUUCCUCGGCACGCUAAUAGACAUCCUGCCACGUUCAUCCUUCUCGAUUCUCACUCCUCCCCUCGCCGGCUCCUCCAUCGUCUCAAUUCUCGCUGGCGCCAGUGCUUGUGCCAAGCUCGAACUGGCCGAUGAGAUCGUCGCCACCCUAGGUAAUGACCCCCAAGUCAUCGCCGGUGCCGCCGCUCUCGUGGCCGCAGAGAAGAACUUCAACCCUUUUGCUGUUGAUAUCCCCACCAUCUGCAGCAAUGCUGCCUUGCCGGCUACUCCUGAGCUGAGGGGUAUCAUCCCCUUGGUCGACCCUGCUGUGAAGGGGGCUGAUGUUCAGAACGCGAACUCGGCGGCGAGCUAGCAGGCUCCGUUGGCGGAUGCGGGGUUGAGUGUGGCUGAUAUUUCGAGGGCGGCUCGGUUUGAGAACUUUGAGGAGCAGGCUUAAGCGUUGGAACGAGAGCUCCAGCAGUGGUGUUUAGUGGGG